This is a messenger RNA of Dioszegia hungarica, 1065 nucleotides long. RefSeq lists its product as uncharacterized. Bases 1 to 1065 code for a protein of 354 amino acids. The transcript is spliced from 2 exons. The record is from RefSeq and is a predicted model, not a curated record. Lineage: Eukaryota; Fungi; Basidiomycota; Tremellomycetes; Tremellales; Bulleribasidiaceae.
AUGGGCUUUGUCUUCGAGCCAAUAGUGAUAGCCGCGAUAGCAGCUGGCGGGACGGCCUUCCUCAUCCUCCUCACCGUCGGCUCCAUAUGGAUAUACCGCAGAUACCAUCCGCGGCCACCACCCACAUCCCGCUCUGGGUCCCGUCGGUCCGGCGCAACCUCCACACGCUCUGGAGCCAAGCAGCCCAUCCAACUCACAGACCGCGCCCUCGCCUCCGCGUCCGCAUCUAGCUCCGCCGGAUCCUCCACCCGCAAAUCCCCACAUUCAUAUCAUACCCCCAUAGUCCCCCUCGUUCAGCCACCUCCACACCCCUCACAUCGCCGCAACCCCAGUAAUCAGUACCUCCUCCAGCCCAGUACCGCCCUCUCCCCUUCUUCCGACGAGUACAUCCUCGGUACGCCCGACUCUAUCCCCAAUCUUACCUCGGGGUCCAAAUUGCGGAAAUAUGAGAAAUCGCCCUCGAGCGUUUCGCCACGUCCGCUGGCACGGCCAACAGCGGCUAGAACUAUCCCUAUUCCCGAUACACCAUCAGAUCAGCAGAUGAUCAGCCCACAAAUGAUCUCGGACCGGCGGACAAGUGCAGGUUCCAGCGUUAUGCUCAUCACGUACGAGCAGGGGCUGGCAAAGAUGGGUCUCAGCACCCUGCCCCGCCCGCCACUCCCUACCGCCUCCACAUCCGCCUCCGCGCACCCCGCCUACCCCAUCCCCUCCCCGUAUUCCAACUACCGCUCCGUUGGUGCUGCGUCUCCGCAUGAGCCAUAUAUCGCCGAGACGCCGGGGCAAAGAAGGAGUGGGAGUGGUAGUGAGAGAUCGUAUAGAAAACCAGUCCCUCUGGUAGGGGGCGGGACCGGCACUGGCGCCGGCGGUGGGCGUUCCGGGCGGUCAGAUAGGAGCGGAUCGGGCUCGCAUGCGUCUCGCUCUGAGAGUGAGCGAUAUCCCGAACCUGAGAUAGGAAGGGGAUGGGAAGAGGCGGACACCGCGACGGAAAGUCGACAGGGGGCGUGGUUACCGAGCUACUACCAGCCAGCGGCGGAGAAGAAGAGCAAAUGGGGAGGUCGAAUAUAG